Molecule: messenger RNA, 1473 nt
Organism: Talaromyces rugulosus
Lineage: Eukaryota; Fungi; Ascomycota; Eurotiomycetes; Eurotiales; Trichocomaceae
Exons: 3
Coding region: 1-1473 (490 amino acids)
Source: RefSeq, a predicted model, not a curated record
AUGCAAGUCAACUCGCUUGUUGAUACUGUCCACGAUGUGCAAGAUCUACUCUGGGUCGACAAGGUGGCCGGGGCGCUCCAAACAGGCCGUCUCUGCCCGUGGGUGUCGACAUUCCACCCCGACAAGCUUCCCUGCCAAGUCGACGGCAGCUUUUAUAACGGUGCAUACAAUGCCGGCCUGAAGGUGGUCUUUAGUGACGGCACUGCCUGGAUGGUUCGUUUCCCUCGUGGGGGGAUGGUCUCUACAGAGCACGCCGACGAGAAGGUUGCCAUGGAGGUGACAGCUCUGACUCUCAUUCGCGACAAGACGACCAUUCCCGUUCCAAAAGUUCAGGCAUGGGGUCUCGCUGCAAGCAACCUACUUGGCCUAGGUCCCUUCAUCAUGAUGGACUUUAUUGAAGGCGUGUCUCUCAGCAAAAUUCUCAACGAUCCCACCGCCGAAAAGCCCACCAGACUCAUGAGAGAAGACAUCAGUGACAAAGACAUUAUUUUGACCGGAUUGGCAGUCUGCCAUGGCCGGGGGGCUGAGGCUCAGAGCCCUGUACGUCCGCUAACGUACAAGGCGCAUAAUAUCCUCCAUGUGGGAGGGGUUGAUACCUUUGGUGACCGAAGUCAAGGCUUCGCAACAACCACGGAGUAUUUCCAACAUGUUUUUGGGCAAGACUGGAAGCAGCUUGUUCAACAGCCGAACUCGGUUUUUGGUUUAUACGAUGGUAAGAACAAUUAUAAAGAGUUCAAGAGGCUACAAGUCUUGAUACCUGAUUUGGUCAAUGCAAAGUAUAACAGCUGCAAGUUUAAGCUGAUUUGCGAUGAUCUCGGCUUGGCGAAUCUGAUUGUUCGAAGCGAAGAAGAUCUCACUGUUGUUGGAGUAGUAGAUCUUGAAUGGUCAUAUAUUGGACCUGCCCAGUUAUUUGGCUCACCGUGGUGGCUUCUCCAGGACAGACCCAUCAACCCUGAGUGGGAUUGCCAUCUAGGAGAUGAUCCCCCAAAGAUGGCCCCUAGGUACUUCAAGUACCUUGAGAUUUUUCUGCGUAUCUUGGAGGAGGAAGAGGCCAAGAUGCCCGGGAACGAAGAGAGGGAACUUUCCAGCCUCAUAAAGUGGUCCCAAGAUUCCGGGGCCAUGUGGUUACACAUGAUCCUCUCAAACGGCUUCAAUGACCAUCGAACUUUCCCUUUUACGCAUCUGCGUCAACAUUUUGGGGAUGACGCGUGGGUAAAGCGUACGGUAGAUUUUUCAAACUCAGAAGAGCCCGAGGCAUUCGCGGUGCAGAAGUUGAGCGAGCUGGAUAAGCACGACAAAGCUGUGGACAAGCUGGAGGCGGACAAGGCGCUUGUGGACAGUGGAGAUAUGAAGAAGGAGGACUUUAUAGCCAGGUAUCUGGUAGAUUCCGACCUCACUUCCCUCUGUUCACCCUUUGCAGUCAAGACUGAGAUAAAAAAUGACGAGGUGCUGUCCGAAGAGGUGGCUGUCUAA